Messenger RNA from Brassica oleracea var. oleracea, 879 nucleotides. RefSeq names its product ubiquitin carboxyl-terminal hydrolase 13-like. Gene Ontology annotation, molecular function: protein binding. The coding region runs from base 1 to 879 and encodes 292 amino acids. The record is from RefSeq and is a predicted model, not a curated record. Lineage: Eukaryota; Viridiplantae; Streptophyta; Magnoliopsida; Brassicales; Brassicaceae. The transcript is spliced from 6 exons.
AUGGUUUUGUCCCAAUUGGCUUUUCUUGGUAAGUUGAACAAUCUUCUUUACAUAUUUCAAGAAGAGAAGAGAAAGGCAAACUAUGGAGCAAUAUGGUUGCUUUGCUUCUUUUGUUGCAUUUUUGUAUUCCAAGUCAUGAAACUCGGAACAACACAACCUUCAAAAACAUCUUCCAUCGCUGUUAUCGAUAGCCCAAUCUCUUCUGAUAAGCUCUUUGACAGGAGAGAAUACUGGAGAGAGCGUCCCCCAUCUACUUACUGCCUCAAAAUCUCAUCGUUCACUAAACUCGCCACUUCUCCAAACACUCAGAAGUACGAUUCCCUUCCUUUUGCAUCCGAUGGAUACAAUUGGACACUUACUGUGUAUCCUAAAGGAAACAAAAACGAGGAUGGUGAUGGACAGGUUUCCCUUUACGUACAAAUAGACAACUCUACACUCCUUAACUCUCCUAAAGAAGUUGACCCAGAAAUCAAGUUCUUCAUUUAUAAUCAGAAAGAGGAUAACAAGUACUUGACUUAUCAAGAGACGGACGCAAAACGCUUUUUUCUCUUCAAACCCUAUUGGGGACAGCCUCGGACUAAAUCCUAUGACGAGAUAGCCAAUCCCGGUAACGGUUACCUUUUCGACAAAGGCCAAAUUUUGUUCGGUGUUGACGUGUUGGUCACUGAAACUUUUAACAAAUGGGAAGUGUUCUCCUUCACUGAGAAUUUGCAUAAUCGGUUUUACAAAUGGGAAAUCACAAGCUUCUCGUCACUAGAGAAACAGUUCUAUUUAUCGGAUGAGUUUACCAUUGGAGGAAGAAACUGUAUGGACAAUGAUACAUUGAAGGUUGAAAUGGAGUUUGAAUAUUUCUCUAAAACAAAAUACUUUCCGAGUUAG